AUGACAAUAUGUGACAGUUUCGAAGAUUUUAAAAAUUACCCCCACAAAGAAAAUUUAAAUAAGUUGAUGAUUGGAUCCGAAAGUACGACCGCAAAGAAGUCAUCUGUUGAUUUGCGGACGGUCCUUGACUUUGGCUACUAUUACAAGUUGACAGAUUUGUAUGUUAUCAAUGCUAUAGAUAAUUUGGAACUAGAGUCUGGUGAUUCGUGUUCUUACACAAAUCUGCCUUUGGAAUACGUGACUUUUUAUGGAAAUUUGUUUAAAACUAUUGAAAAAUACCAUUUUCCUGUGUAUGCAGUGAAGAAGUUUAAUUUAGUCAAUAAUAAUAUUGAAGCAAUCAAGAGCUGGGCUUUUGCCGACCACCACAUUGAAAAUAUGGACUUAUCGGACAACCUGAUGGAAGAUAUUGAAGCUGGAGCUUUACCCCAAACUUCAGUUACCAAAACUAUUAUCAUUAAAAAUAACAAAUUGACACAUAUCGAAGUUGGGAGUUUUCCUUCAAGUUUGGAAGUUUUAAAUCUAGGCUGGAACAAAUUCAGGCAUAUUCAGGACGAAAUUUUUGAAAAUCUACUCAAACUGAAAGAGCUUACUUUAAGUCACAACAAUUUUAAGGAAAUUCCCAGAGUCAACUCACUGACGCAACUCGUGAUUUUCGAUAUGUCCUUCAACGCAAUUUCCACAGUUUCAGAAGGCGUUUUUAAAGACAUGAAACGGUUGAAAUUUUUGGAUUUGAGUAACAACAACAUUGAGAGUCCUCUUCUUAUCCAGCGGUUGCAAAUUCCGGUCAACCAAGAAAUAACAAUUUCUUUAGCUUUAAAUCGUUUGAUGAAGUUAGAUUUGACUAACGUUUCUUUAGAUGAAAAAACGCUAGUCCUUUAUGGCAAUCCCUGGCACUGCCACCUUUGGACCAGCCUUAAAACUGAACUAAGUGGACAUGAAAGUCAGUGUGAUUUGAAAUUAUCGUCAAGAGGGAACAUCCCGUACUGUGUAAGUUUUCGUUAUAAUAUUUAUACCAUGGAAUAUGAGUCGAAGAACGAAAUUGACCGGUUUCACCAAGUGGUUAGGUCGAGUAUGAAAAAUUUCGAAUGUGAUUUGGCGCUUCCAAGGAAUGAGUGGUUGUCUAAUGUUCAUUACAUGGUGUCAUGCGUGGCUUAA
Messenger RNA from Tribolium castaneum (red flour beetle), 1155 nucleotides. Its product is annotated as carboxypeptidase N subunit 2. Gene Ontology annotation, molecular function: protein binding. The record is from RefSeq and is a predicted model, not a curated record. Lineage: Eukaryota; Metazoa; Arthropoda; Insecta; Coleoptera; Tenebrionidae. The transcript has a single exon. The coding region runs from base 1 to 1155 and encodes 384 amino acids.